AUGUCAGCCACUAACCUAGCUCCUACUUACCAUGGAUAUAUUGGAUCCACUAAAGAUGCAUUAUUGAUCAUUUAUCAAGCGCUAAAUCAACAAUUGGAAUUAGUGCCACGUCGGCCACAUGAGCGAGAACGACCAGAGUUGAUAAAAUCGGGGAAUGUGUUUGUGUUUAUCGAGGAACAUUCGGGGAUCAAACGAUGGACUGAUGGUACAUCGUGGUCGCCGUCGCGUAUUUUGGGAAGAUUUUUGGUUUACCGUGAAUUGGAUAAAUCUGGUUUCACAGAGAAGGAUGACAAGAAGAAGAAGAAACGCAAGUCAAGUUUGAAAUAUGACCAAUCACAACGAGACGGCACCGACUCUUCCAGUACUGGCUCGAAUAGUAUCAGAGAUGGCGACAGUGCCUCUGUAUCAAAUGCACAACUUCAACAACCACGACCUGCAAUGCUGACUUUGUCCAGUACUCAAAGCAUGCGAGAACAACAAGUCGCACAAGAAUUGAUACCACCAAACACAAUCCCAGCCUCAAACACAUAUAGUAGUGCUGAUUAUAACAAAAGUUUGCUAAGUGGGCCAUUGGUUACGUCAUACGUCUUUAAAGAUCAAGGAUUGAUUAAAAAGACAUUGUCGUUGACCACCACCACAAGUGAUCUCCAUUUGGAUAAAUUGAAUGAAAGACAAACUAUACAUUUGAUCAGUUACUACAAUGCUCAAGAAGUUAUGAAUGGGAAGCUACUUCGCCCCUCUGAGUCUGACUUCAAAGAUGUUGUGAUUCCAGCAAGCUUGUGGACUGCGGUGAAAGAUAGCUCGUUGGGUGGAAAAAUCCCAAUUGAAGAUGAAGCUUUUUAUUUUCUUGAUGGGAACUAUCAAUUGCAGAGUAUGUUGCAACUGCAGCUGCAACUGCAACAACAACAACAACCGACGCAUCAACAACGACAACCACUAUCUAUUCUGGGGGCUGGUGUGGGUGGUGGGGCUCUGACUGCUACCAAGCUCUCCUAUGGCAAGUAUGGUGGGCCAUUAUCACAACAACCACAACAAUUUCAACCGCGCUUGGGACAACAAUUGCCCAUGGGAAUGGGACCACAGAAUCAACAUCAAAGUGAAAUGUUGCUAGUGAAGCGUGAUGAGGAGGAUAACGCACCAGCAGCUGUAAAUGAUUUGAAUUUCAUAAAUCCAUUCAGUGGAACACAACAACAGGUGCCCAUAUAUGGCAGCUCAUUGGGUUUCAUGUCCAAUAAUGGCAAUACUUACAAUUAUCUGAUGCAAGGCCAAGGACAGCCUCAUGGGCAAGGACAAGGAUAUCCUCAAUCUCAAUACAACCAGUUUUUGCAACACAACCCAUCUCAAAUGAAUAAUACCCCAGACGGGUAUCCUCAACACUUUCAUCCUGGUUAUCCACAAUCGCAACUGCAACCGCAACUGCAACUGCAACCGCAACUGCAACUGCAACUGCAACACUCAUUUGGUCACCAACAUCAAUCUACAACCUUCAACGCAUCUUCUGCAUUUCAACCGCCGCUUCCGCAAGGAUCAACUACGAAACCAUCAACUUCAAUGCAAAUGGGUAUGGUUUCCGGCACCAAUGCUCCAUCAACCAACGCAAGUAUGAAUCCAGUAUCCCAUUAUCGGUUAAACUCAGGAUCGUCGGUUGAUCAAUACUCAAUUGGCAAUAACAACUCCGUCUCGUCAAUAACUAGUGGCGGGAUGCACCCAGGUGGCUUGUCCAAUACUACCAGCACCAGCAGUGUCUUGACAGCUAACUCGAGUUUUUCCGGACCAGCUGGGUCGAGAAAGUUUAGCCAGCAAUCGUCUGGUGGGCAAGUUCCAACCAUGAAACACUUGAAGCCGAGUAAUUUCACUCCCAUGGGCCAAGGAUUUGGUGCAACAAGUAACAAUUCAAACACAGUCACCCCAUCAGCCUCAUUGAGUGGAGUAUCUACUGAAGGUGCGCUGGCCAUACCUCAAGCAAGCUCAAGUGACCUGGACGCAACACUAGUACAUCCGGGCCAGUUUAUGAACCAGUACCCUCAACAGCAACACCAUCAACUGCCACAGCAACUCCAACCACAGGUUCACCCCCAACAUCAAUAUCCACAACACCCUCACCAAGCACACUAUCAGCUGCCACACCAACAACAGCUUCAAAAGUGGAGCAAUUCGCCACAACAAAACCAAUCACCACAUUUGCAGCAAAGCGGUAAUGGCAAUGGCAAUGGACACGGCACUAAUGGUGCCGGCUUCGAGGAUGUGACAAACUCUACAGCUGGAGGCACGGCUGGUCAACAGAGUUCCUACUAUCCUACAUCCUUACAUGGUCAACGAUUCUAG
Messenger RNA from Lodderomyces parapsilosis, 2325 nucleotides. RefSeq names its product transcription factor WOR1 (gene WOR1). The transcript has a single exon. Bases 1 to 2325 code for a protein of 774 amino acids. Lineage: Eukaryota; Fungi; Ascomycota; Pichiomycetes; Serinales; Debaryomycetaceae. Gene Ontology annotation, molecular function: DNA binding. The record is from RefSeq and is a predicted model, not a curated record.